AUUUAGUGUGUGGACGACGAAAAAAGAAGGUGCAAGUGCAAACAACACCAUUUUUUGGCAAGACUCGCUCGCACACACAAUAUUGUAGCUUAUUUUUGGCCUAAACCCCGCUCCGAUGGUGCAUAAUUGAUGGCCGCCGAAGGCUACGCCAUCGAUCGCAGCUGGAAGUGACUGAAAAAAGAGUCUUGGAGAUGCAUUUGCAGAUGCUGUGCUGAGCGGAACGGAACGGCAAAACGGCCUUGAGUUUUUGUAGGGGCUUCAGAGAGCGUCGUCACAACAACAAUAUGAGAGUCAUUUACUGGGCCGGCAUCGUCGGAACCGUCAUCGUGGCCAUUUCGCUGUACUGGCCGCUGUUCUUCUACAUCUGUCUGUUUCUGCUGUACUCGCUGAUACUGAUUGCGCUGGCCAUCUUCGGCACGAUCUACGUCCACUACAAGCUUACGAACAAAGAGAGCACUCACAAUGCGAAAGACCUCCCGAACAACGUGCUGUACAACGCUACUAAGUCGCAACUCUUUGACCAGCCUUCCCCGCCGAAGAACGCCUCCAGCUUGCCGAUCAUUUUUGGGCGCACCGUGGACAGCUUGCUGCAGCAGAUCAUCGGAAACGCCAUGCGUGACGUUGUGAGUCCAGCGCUGGAGGAGAUCAUCGCGAAUCCACGACGAAUUGCCGACCUGCUCAAAGAGGACCUCUGGCUGGGAAUCGAGAAGCUGCACGAACGUGCCUCAAGAAUUGAUGCGCCCAAGAUGAUCGCGUGCGAUUUCGUGGUCAAGACUACGAUCCACCUGGAGAAGAUCAGAAUCGCGCAGGCUCGAGCGGUGGAACUUGGCACGGAUCCGGUGUUUGGAACGUCCUCGUAUCUCGCGACCACCGAGAAGGAGCUCGAGUUCCUGAAGAAGAUUUGCGAGAUUCUGAUCAUAUUCCUGCUCCCACGUGGGUACUCCCUGUCCCCGAUCAAGGACCUCCUGAGCGAGGUGAUCUCCUACAAGGUGCUCUUCCCGGCGAUCAAAUACCUAACGUCCCCCGACUUUAUCAACCAGCAGAUCGUGGAGUGCAUCGAGACGAAGCUGGUCGCGGUAGCGAUCCACAAGCGCAGCUACGAGUACGCCGCCAACUUUGAGGACUUUCUCAAGCUCAUCAACGGGAGUCAGACGACGGAGGAGCUGCAGUCGAUCCGGGGCAGCAUCGUCAGCGACAUCAUGCAGGCUACGACGAUGCAGAACCUGCAGCGAACGCGUGGCUUCGACAGUGACUUCUUCAUCGGGAAGGGCAGCGGAACGGGUGCUUCGGGAGAUUCGAGUGACGGACCGAGCCGGGCGGACAUAACAGCGGCGAUCAAGCUGAAGAAGUACAUUCAGCAGUUGUCGUUCGCGAAGGGACAGUGCGAAAAGUGUCUGUCCAAGUUCGGGUGGGACGGGAACGUGAGCAACGAUGUGGAUCUUUCGAUCUUGGACAUUCUCUCGACGGUGGCGGGGCGGAGGCACUUUACGAUCUUCCUGGAGCCGUUGAAGGCGGCGUCGCUGGUUGGGUUCUACACCACGGUUGAGGAGCUGAAGCACGCACAGAAGGCUUCUUGGCAUCAGCUGGGGGCGGAGAUUUUCUACACGUACAUCCGGUGUCCGAACUCGGAGGUUCCCGUGGACAAGGCGUCACGCAAGAAGAUGGAGUCUUUUCUGGUGGGGGAUGGCGGGACUGAGGUGUUCUUCGACGUGCAGCGAGAGUGCUUGGUGACAAUGGAGGAGAAGUACUACCAGCCGUUCUUGCUGAGCGAAGAGUACGCCAAGCUGAAGAGUUCGCUAACGCAGGAGGACUUUAAGGAGAUCACGCUGAACACGUACCUCUCGUCAAGUACCGAGAGUCAAGACGAAACCGCUUCGAACGCAUCGUCCGCGAGUGGGGACGUUGAUCCGGUGAUCAUGGAUUUGAGCAACCACUCGACGUACGCGAGGAACAAGCUGGAACAGCUGGACGAGAAGCUGGCGAACAAGAACCAAGCGCUGGAUGCGUUGAAGCAGUCGCUGAAGCCGGACUCGAAGCUGCUGGGGAUUCUGGAGAAGGAGAUCGACUGGUUGAAGGGUGAGAAGCGACAGCUGGAGUCGCACCUGCUGCGGACGGAAGUUUGGGGCGAUUAUCUGGGCAAGUGGCGAGCGAUCGUGGAGAGUGUGGACUUCUCCGACGACAAGGAACCUCAGCCGCAGUUCAUGAUCGUGGUUCAGGUGGACGAGGUGAACGACUGCGGCAAAGAGGACGUAAGCACUGCGAUGGACGCCGCCGAUAGCAUCUCCACCGGGUGGGUCGUGGUACGAUCGCUGGCACAGUUCCACGAUCUUCACCGCAAGUUACGACCGGUCUGCGCCGAUCUGAAAACGCUCGAUCUUCCCUCGAACAACGCAUUCAAGCUGUUCCUCCUGAAGAACGACAAAUCGCUACUGGAGAAGGCCAAGCAGCAGAUCCAAAAGUACUUGAACUUCAUCCUGGAGGACGACCACCUCAACCAGAGCGAAGCACUGUACGAAUUUCUCAGCCCCAGUUCGGAUCGACUCAAGCAGAGCACAAAUCCGUCACCUUCCAAAAAGGACAAGUCCAAGUUUUCGCUGGCAACCCUGUUCAAGGCCAACAGCGAAAAGCUCGAUCAGUUCUGGGGACCGCACUUCCGGUUGCACAGCGCCGACUUUGCCGACGACGAUCAGGUUUCGAUGUAUCUGGAAGGUUCCAGCGCGGAGAACGGCUCUUCCAAAGCCGCGACCGACGCCGACGCUAAAGAUUCAAUCGCCGAACCCCUGUACGCCCUGCUCGGCGAGAUCUUCGACAUGGGCGGCGUCUUCAAGUGGCUUCGCCGCAGCCUAAUCUCGUUCGUCCAGAUCACGUACGGCCAAACGAUCAACCGGCAGAUCCGCGAAUCCAUCAACUACCUGUUCGAGGAACCGAUGCUGCACACGUACGCCUCCACCGUGCUCAAAGCCCUCUGGCCCGGCGGCGUCCUCACCGUCAAGUCCGUCGAUCGCUCCGAAGACCAGCAGGAGAUGACCAUGAACGCGGCCAAGUCCCUCCUCCUGGACAACAUCCCGGACCUGCUCGGAAACCUGAUCGGCGCCCAGAACGCCCGCGCCGGCAUCAUGAAGCUCUUCGACAACGUCCAGAACCCGGUCUACAACAAGCAGCUGUUCUACGACCUGCUCGAAAUCCUGAUGCUCGAACUGUUCCCGGAGAUCCGCCAACUCAAGGUGCCCCCGAGCGUCGCGGCCGUCGCCGUCGUAGGCGGCUCCUCCGCCUCCACCCCGACCCACGGCCGCUCCGGAACCGGUGCUAGCGACUUUGGGCUCGCGUCAUCUUCGCACGUAACUCCCACCAGAAUCAUAUCAAGAAACUGAAUGACAAUGAAACGCAACGCAACGUAUGGACGAACCACCGAGAAAAACGGAAUCAAGCGAAUGGAACUAAUCAACUUGAGGGCGUUAUUUUGAUGUGUUUGACAGCUGCUUACCUUGCAUCUACCACAAAAGAGAGGUGAGCAACUGUCAAACGGUAAUGUCAAAAGGCGCUCACUAGCUAGUGUGUAACGUAAUGGUUGAAGUUACUUUCUCUAAGUUAGGCAGGCUUAUUUUAUACAAACACACAUUCCCUACAUUUAAGUAUUUAAGAGAGAGUGGAAAAAGGGUUACAUUCCACGUCACCACCACCUACCAGUCUAGUCCCCCACCACCACCAACACCCACACGGCAGUAACUGUUUAUGUGAAAAUAAUUGAAAUUAACAGAAGAAAACAUAAGAAACAAGUAAUCAUGUGUUGGUACUUAAUUGUGACUGUUCUAACCUUUAAGUGAUGUAGACGAGCUAAAUUGAUGAUCUCAUAAUUGGUACACAUAUAAAUUGGUAUUGAUAAUAAAGUAAAUUUGACAAUUGA
Messenger RNA from Culex pipiens pallens (northern house mosquito), 3904 nucleotides. It is a transcript of the gene snz, whose product is annotated as sorting nexin-25. The record is from RefSeq and is a predicted model, not a curated record. NCBI's taxonomy places the organism in Eukaryota, Metazoa, Arthropoda, Insecta, Diptera, Culicidae. The transcript is spliced from 2 exons. Gene Ontology annotation, molecular function: phosphatidylinositol binding. Gene Ontology annotation, cellular component: intracellular membrane-bounded organelle. Bases 285 to 3371 code for a protein of 1028 amino acids.